Molecule: messenger RNA, 1901 nt
Organism: Cryptotermes secundus
Lineage: Eukaryota; Metazoa; Arthropoda; Insecta; Blattodea; Kalotermitidae
Product: activating signal cointegrator 1
Exons: 12
Coding region: 149-1732 (527 amino acids)
Biological process (GO): positive regulation of DNA-templated transcription
Cellular component (GO): nucleus
Molecular function (GO): zinc ion binding; transcription coactivator activity
Source: RefSeq, a predicted model, not a curated record
GUGUGGUGUUGCAGUUGUAGGUGGUAAAUCCAGUUAUCCGGUAGGAACGGUAAGGAAGGGUAGGUUUCGGGUUCGUAAAUAUGUUGUGUGCUUGUUUCGUGUCAGUCUCUCCGAAAGAUUACGGCAUCUCUUAAAAGAAAUUUGAAUUAUGGCUGGUUGUGGUAAUAAAGAAGCGUUAUUUGCUUGGGUAAACAACAAACUGUCAGGAAUGUUAGACUUUCCAGUACCGCAAGAUUUGACGCAGUAUGUAUUGUCAAUUGAAAAUGCCAGAGAUCUAGAAGAUUACCUGAAAACCCUACUCAACUUUAAUAAUGCUCAUCAUCGGCAGUUUUAUGAGGAAUUGUUACAGAAACGCCAAGCAGGGUUUACAGGAGUGCCGCUGGAUUUCCAGGGCUAUAAGAAGUGUCAGACAGAACAGAUUUACUUUCCUCCUAAACAAACAGAGAGGAAAAAGAAGUCCAAAGGCCAGCCCGAGGAAAUUUCACAGAAGGAACCACAAGGCAAAAAGAAAUCCAAGUUUGUCAACCUUUACUCACCAGAUGGACAGGCCAAAGACAUUAUUUUGCUGAAAGGCCGUCACCCUUGUGAUUGUCAGGCUAGCAAGCACAAACUAAUCAACAAUUGUCUCAGUUGUGGGCGCAUUGUGUGCGAACAGGAGGGUUCUGGUCCAUGCCUCUUCUGCAACAAUCUGGUUUGUUCCCGAGAAGAGCAGCAGCUGUUGGCAUCCGGUUCAAAGCAAGCCGAGCAUUUGUUACAGAAACUUGCAGACCAGAAGAAACAUGGAAGUUUAGAAUCUGCAGUCAAGCAGAGGAAUCGGCUGCUGGAAUAUGACAGAACCAGUGAGCAGCGCACAAAGGUGAUCGAUGAUGAGAGUGACUACUUCACUGUGAACUCUGUUUGGCUGUCCAAAGCAGAACGAGAGAAACUGCAGCAACGUGAAGAGGAGCUCCGAGCGAGGCGCCACGCAUCUCGUCUCGACAGAAGAGUCACCUUAGAUUUUGCAGGACGCCAAGUCUUGGAGGAUCAUGAGACAGAGACUUUUUAUGACAAAGAUGACAUUGUGCUGAAGGAAAUCACUGAAAGCCUCAAGGAGAACAGGAUUGGCAUGAUGAAUGGUAGCAACAUGAACCCAGGAAUCUUGUACAUACAGCCCAUUUUUCGUGAAGAUAUGGGCAGGUCCAUGCAGACUGCCUCACUGAGAUUGGAUGACAGCAUGAACCUCCACAGGCGGGUGCAGGAUCGAGAGCUGAUUGAGAUGCUCGACGAGGGCUAUUGCUUGAGCUUGCACCAGCCCUGGGCAUCACUACUUGUUGCUGGGAUCAAGUUGCACGAGGGCCGCACAUGGUACACAUCCCACCGAGGCUGUCUGUGGAUUGCUGCAACUGCGAAGGUCCCCAUGCCACAAGAGAUACAGGAUGCCGAACAUUCAUACGAAAUUCUGAAUGGAGGCAAGAAGAUGUGGUUCCCAUCACAGUAUCCCACCGGCUGUCUUCUGGGAUGUGUGCAUGUAGUUGACUGCCUGCCCCAGGAGGAGUACCGCAUCAGCUUCCCACAUGGGGAGAGUGACAGCCCAUUUGUUUUCAUAUGUGAAGAUGCCAAAGAGUUGCCCAUCCGAUUUCCAAUACAAGGAAAACACAAAAUAUAUAAGCUGGAUCCAAAAAUCCAUACAGCUGCUCGAAAGUCCUUGCAGAGGAUGGCCCAGUUGCAAGCAGAACAAGCCACGAUGAAAUGAAGUGCUGGGUGCCUGGGAGCAGUUGUAGAUAUACAUUUCUGUACACUUCUUUGUUGUCUCUCCCACUCCAGACUCCUGUCAACCAAAUUUAUAUCUGCUUUUUUGUGUUGGUCAAGGUGAUACAACAAAGUUGUUAUACAAAGGUAUAAAGUUGGUCUUGGCUGAACAA